AUGGAUCAAAACAUUCCUACAUCUAUUAGUAAUAAUAAAUUUCAAAUACAAAUCAAUCAUGAUUACGAUGAUGGUAAUGAUUUAAUAAAAUCUCAUCAUCUGAAUCAACAUCAUUCAUUUCGUUUAACAUCAUUAAUUUUUCCAGUUUUAUUAAGUUUAAUUCUCAUUAUGGGUGCUUUAAUUUUAAUUAUUAGUAUUAUUCGACUAAAUACAUGUCGUCAACAACGACUAGAACAAACUGAAGCACUUCUAGGAUAUAAACCAGAUAGUCAUUUACCAUGUAAUAAAACCAAUAUAUUAUCAUCAUAUGUAUGUCCAACUACAUUUAUUCAUUCAUUAUCAAAUCCAUUUCAUUGUAUUCCAAAUCAUUCACGCUGUCUUAAGUCAGGUCAACAUAAUUUACAUUAAAGUUGGGCAAUAAUACGACAUAAUUAUGAAUUAAUUAAACCAUGUUUACCUGUUUUAUUGGAUCCAUUUCAUCGUUAUUAUUCAUUAUAUGAUAAUUUAAUGAUUAAAAUUAAAGAUUUAAAUGGUAAUAUACUUACACAAUUUUUUACAGAUAUUAAACAGGCUACAAGAUUUGAAUUUCUCGAUCAAUGUAGUACAAUCUAG
Molecule: messenger RNA, 612 nt
Organism: Rotaria sp. Silwood1
Lineage: Eukaryota; Metazoa; Rotifera; Eurotatoria; Philodinida; Philodinidae
Source: the annotation of a GenBank genome assembly